AUGCAGAACGCCAUCAACCCAAUCACAAGCAACAUCCCGCAGACGGUCAGCCCAUUCCCUGCACCUCCCGAAUAUGCCAAGGGCUACACUAAUGAGCGCAUUGAGCUGGGCUCCGCUGCGGCGCCCCCGCCAGUCCAGUCAGAGUUCACGGUUUUUGGAGAACUGUAUAAGCUCGACGAUGAUAUCAUCAGACCACUGUCCGCCCAGGACCCGCCCAUCACCCAAUUAUAUCCGAGCUCCAAAGUAGAAUGGAAGAUCGAGAUGAAGAAAUUGCUCAAAAGUGCUGUCGCCGCCUUCUUGGAUUUAUUGGAAAUUCUUAUCCGGAACCCGAAUCACAAGGAUCGGCUUGACAAAUUUGAGGACAUAAAGACGAUUUUCUUCAACAUCCACCAUCUCAUCAACGAAUUCCGCCCUUUGCAAGCGCGGUUGACACUACAGGCCAUGCAACAAUCGCAGAUAAAUGAAUUGGAGGAGAUGCUGGGACAAUUUAAAACGUUUCUGGAUGGCGGCAAAUCAGCAUUGCGCGCUUCGCUGAAUAUGGACGGGAUUGUCCGGAGUGCCAUACCAGAGAAGCCGUCAUGGCUUUUGAAACAGGAAGCCGAAGAUGUUGUCCAGCACAACAAUUUCACCACAGAGGAGUUCCUUCCAAAGGUGGACCCGAAUCAGCCGGACGACGAUGCUGAUCGUGAACUUCCAACAGAUGCCGGACUAGCAGAGCGAUGGGACGAAAUGGGUGAUGCCGCGCUGCGCCGCUUGGCCAAAGAGCUGGAGCAGCUGUCACAGGAACCGCCGAAUGGCGUCCAAAUUGCCAAAGAUGUCUCAGCGAAUCUUAGAGAAUGGACCGUGCAAGUCGACGGCGCUCCGAAUACGUUAUAUGAGGGCGAACAUUUCACGCUGCAAUUUCGAUUCUCCGACCAGUACCCUUUUUCGUCGCCUGAGGUGAUAUUUGUUGGCGAAAACAUCCCAAUCCACCCGCACGUCUACUCGAACGGCCAUAUUUGUCUAUCUAUCCUCACCGACGAUUGGACACCGGCGCUAUCGGUUUCUGCGGUGUGCCUCUCCAUCCUUUCCAUGCUAUCCAGCUGCAAGGAGAAGAAGCGGCCCCCAGACAAUGCCCUCUACGUCAGAACAUGCGGAAAAAAUCCGAAUAAAACGCGCUGGUGGUUCCACGAUGAUACGGUU
Mesorhabditis spiculigera is the source of this 1182-nucleotide messenger RNA. Lineage: Eukaryota; Metazoa; Nematoda; Chromadorea; Rhabditida; Rhabditidae. The record is from the annotation of a GenBank genome assembly.